ACGCUGUCUACGUUAAAUUGCUCUCGUUCGAUAUCACGGCCCAGACAUUCGUGCCGAGGAACACGGAUUAUGAGGGUGAGGUGGUCAAGAAUGUACAGGAGUUGACGUUGGAACAUCCACAGAUCGCUAUGAGGAAGGAUUUCUUGAAGGUUUGCCCCCCCCUCCCUUCCCUCUCCCCUCAAACCCAAAAAAGAAGAAGUAUUGAUGGGAAGGGGAUAAAAACAGAACUACAUCGUCAGACUCGUCUCAACACCAGACCUGACGCCCACCUCCCCGUUCUGGAAAUACCUCGACAACGUAGGCAUCAUGCACACAGGCCAACCCGGCUUCAAGCACCGGGAAAAGAAACCCGAGCUAAGAGUAGAAUACAUCCAUAUGGGCGCCCUGCUGGGGUAUGUGGUUGAUAUCCUGGUGGGAGCGGUGAUGGAGAUGGAUGUUGCGAAUGAGAUGAAGGGGAGGGUGAUUAGGGCGUUGAAUAAGGUGGUUUGGAUUCAGAAUGAUCUUUUUGCUAGGCAUUAUUUGUCGAAGGGGGAGGGGAGUGUGAUGAUGCCGGUGGGGGAGGGGGAGAGGGAGGGAGGAGGGUGUCCGUUUAAGGGUUGAGGAGUUUAGGGAGAAAUGUAGGUGAGGAGAGGUGGGACUUUGUAAUUAAUGAUAUUUUGGCGCAUCGGGGGUUGGGGUUUAGGAUGGACAUUUUGGAUGGUACAAUGCUUCACUCUAGAGUCAGACUUUGAAUUCUUGGGAUGUCCUAUGUAGUUUGGGUGUUUGCUGACAGGUCUCGGACGAAGUUCCGUGAGAAUCUGGAAUCAUCCUGGAAUCUCUCUGUGAAUGGAUGAC
Mollisia scopiformis is the source of this 834-nucleotide messenger RNA. RefSeq lists its product as uncharacterized. The record is from RefSeq and is a predicted model, not a curated record. Bases 307 to 600 code for a protein of 97 amino acids. Lineage: Eukaryota; Fungi; Ascomycota; Leotiomycetes; Helotiales; Mollisiaceae. Gene Ontology annotation, molecular function: oxygen binding; heme binding. The transcript has a single exon.